AUGAGUGGCAGUGAAGAAACUGUUGAAGUUCUUAUUUCACAUGGUGCGAAUAUCAAUGAAAAAAAUGAUGAUGGCAAAACAGCACUUCGUUGUGCAAUGUAUUAUAAUAAAAAAGAAACGGCUGAAGUUCUUAUUUUACAUGGUGCCAAAGAAUAA
Trichomonas vaginalis G3 is the source of this 156-nucleotide messenger RNA. RefSeq names its product Ankyrin repeat family. Gene Ontology annotation, cellular component: nucleus. Bases 1 to 156 code for a protein of 51 amino acids. Lineage: Eukaryota; Parabasalia; Trichomonadida; Trichomonadidae. The transcript has a single exon. Gene Ontology annotation, molecular function: transcription cis-regulatory region binding; protein binding. The record is from RefSeq and is a predicted model, not a curated record. Gene Ontology annotation, biological process: positive regulation of transcription by RNA polymerase II.